Messenger RNA from Python bivittatus (Burmese python), 7221 nucleotides. It is a transcript of the gene LDLRAD4, whose product is annotated as low density lipoprotein receptor class A domain containing 4. The record is from RefSeq and is a predicted model, not a curated record. Gene Ontology annotation, molecular function: R-SMAD binding. Gene Ontology annotation, cellular component: early endosome membrane; Golgi membrane. NCBI's taxonomy places the organism in Eukaryota, Metazoa, Chordata, Lepidosauria, Squamata, Pythonidae. Gene Ontology annotation, biological process: negative regulation of transforming growth factor beta receptor signaling pathway.
GCUUGCUUUCUCCUCACUCCUUGCCCAACUUUCCCCCCCCCCCCUCCAGCCUGUAAAAAACGAAUGGCGCUCCUUUUGACAUGAUGGCUCUUCUCUCCCCGGUCUUUUAACUCGGGGGCACGCGGUGUAUCCCCCGGGAGCACGUUGACACGGGAGCGCCUUGCUCCGUGUUGCCGUUCUUUCUGCGGGGACUUCGGCGCCCGAGUCGGUGGCUUUUAGGGCGGCCGAGGGGCGUCUUGGGGGCUCCGCUUCCGUCGGGGAAGCAUGAGAGGCCCCAGCGAAGCGUUCCUUCCUCGCCGACCUCCCUGCUGCCUCCGGGUCCUCAUUCGCGGCCCUGAUUCUCCGCUGCGCCAGCAACUCUCGGGAACCGGGCGCCACCGCGUGCCGUUUGGAGCCCCCCGACCGAGUAGCGUCUAGCGCUCGGUGCCGUUGUCUGCCGGGCGAGGGCGAGACGCAGCUGCCGAGGCGAGCAGGGGAGUCUGGAAGAGCACCGCUAGACUGCCGCUUGGAGCCCGAAGCGAUGCUCUGCUCGCUGCAGGGCUCCUACUCCGGCGGAGAAGGACACAAUUAUGUCCGCUGAGGAGCUUAACGCUACCACUUUGAAGGAUGCUCGGUUGAAAGACCUGCUUUUGCACAGAGCGGAACUAGAAUUUAUUCAGAUUAUCAUCAUCAUUGUGGUGAUAACUGUUAUGAUAGUAGUAAUCAUCUGCUUGCUGAAUCAUUAUAAAGUGUCAACACGGUCCUUCAUCAGCCGUCAGAGCCAAAGCAGGAGGCAAGAGGAAUCUUUACAACCGGAAGGGUGUCUGUGGCCUUCUGACAACUCAUCUUCUCGACAGGGACCUUCAGAGAUUAUGUAUGCCCCACGGUCCAGGGACAGAUUUACUGCUCCAUCCUUUAUGCAGAGAGAACAUUUCAGUCGCUUCCAGCCAACUUAUCCAUAUGUGCAGCAUGAGAUUGAUCUUCCUCCUACAAUCUCUCUCUCUGAUGGUGAAGAGCCUCCACCGUAUCAAGGGCCAUGCACACUGCAGCUUCGGGAUCCAGAACAACAGAUGGAACUCAACAGAGAAUCCGUGAGAGCACCACCAAACAGGACUAUCUUUGACAGCGACUUGAUAGAUAUUUCAGUAUACAAUGCGGGCCCUUGCCCACCAAGCAGCAAUUCGGGAAUAAGUGCAACCAAUUAUAGCAGUAAUGGAAGGAUGGAAGGACCACCCCCAACUUACAGUGAGGUCAUGGGGCAUUAUCCAGGUUCCUCUUUUUUCCAUCACCAGCAAAGCAAUGCACCUUCUUCAUCACAGAGGGGGAGCAGACUUCAAUUUCAGCAGAACAAUUCAGAGAGCACAAUAGUCCCUAUUGAAAGCAAAGACAAGAAACCAGGAAACUUUGUCUAGUUUCUUUUUCCAUGUGCACUUGAAGAGAGAUGGGAGAAUCAAGCAGGAGCAGAAUGGAAACUUCUAUGUCCCUGUGCACAAUGUUAAAAGUUUCAUGUGACACAAUUUAGUAAAACCAAACGUACAAGGCCGUUCUUUAUUUCUGAUUCCUUUAAGGGGAAUUGCAUGAAAAUUGUUUUGAAAUAAUUGCAUCCUUCCAUUCAGUUUGGCCACGAGCAGUGUUUUUUAAAAAUAUAUUAUUUUUUUAAUAAUGUAUUUGAAUUAUUUAAUUUUAAGAAGUAACUUAGGCACAGAAACAUGGCUUGAUUGGCCUGUUUUAUAGUAAGUUAAAGGCUAAAAGAAGAGAGUAAGAAAGAUUAUUAGAUAAAUGGGGGCAAAAUUGGCCAGUUUGCUUUCCCUCCCCUCUCCCAGAAUAUAUAAUUUCUUUUUUCCUGUCUCCACAUUUAUGUUGUGUGCCAAGUUUUUUUUUAAACUAAAUGAAUACAAGGAGUUAAUUUCUGUUGUGAUACCAGUGUGUUAAAUUUGCACUAUCUUUAAUGUUUUAAAUAUAUGCGAGGGAACUGUUUUACCUAAGGUUCUUCUAUACAUUGUCUUUUCACCUGUGGAAAGAUUAUUAGCCCCUAGGACUUUGCCCAGGCCUCUAUUGAUAAUCACCAUUUUGGGACAAAUAGAUUUAAAUAGAUCUCUUAUCAUUUUACAUAACUAAGAAUAAAUGAUAGAAGACAUUUUAACACAUUACUGUUUGCAAUAAUUUUGCAUUCAAAUAGGGUAUCAGCAAAUUGUCUUAGAAACUUAUAGAUGGAAGAAAGCAAAUGUGAAAAUACCGAAGCACCUUCUUUAGGUGGUUUUAGCUAUAAGCCAUUUGUUUCACUAGAAGCAGAUUAAAAUGCCACAUUUACUUUUUUUGUAAUUACAGCUAUAUCUUAACUGCUUGUCACCCUUUUUUUAUACAAUUCAGUGUCAGCAGUACUUAAAGCUUUUGCAAAUUUUUAUCUCCAGUGUAGCCCAUAAUAUAUUCAGUCAUAUAGCCUUACAUCAUACAAUAAAUGAUUUUAAAAGUACAACAUGGAUUCUGCUGUUAAAUUAUAAUUUUGUUGUGGUUUAAUAUUAAUUUUUGUGUUUUACUUUCUAAAGACAGUGGAUCUCUUUCUUCUCAGUCUGUAUUUCUUAACUGAUAAUGCGAAAAUAAUUGAUUGCAGAAUGCUACUAGGAACUGUUUCAGAAUAUUAAUCAGUUUUACAAUUGGUUAAUGUCAUCCUUCUGCAUCAAUCUGAUUUUAUAUCAAUUGUGCAAGCAAUCAUAUGUUUUAGGAUCCUGUUUUCGUAACUGAAAUUGUCUUAUCCUCUUGAAUGGCACAUUAGGACUGCUCCAGUUUUUUAGAAUUGGACUCUAAAGUAUUCUAGCAACUUUGACCUGUUUGGGAAUUAUAGGUUAUUGGCUUUUACGCUUGAUCUCUGUGUUUUAAGUAAAUUGAAAGAGUUUUGAAGGAAAUGGUUUUCAAUUCAAAAGCACACCUAAAGCACAACAGGCACUUCAAAUAUGGUUAGUGAAUGAACUUUAAAAGAAAACAGAAGAAAAUCUAGAGUCUUGAUUCUGAUAUUCUGGGCAAAAUUGCAGUUGCGCAGCGAAUUUCCCUCAAAGUUUCCCUUUUCUAUGGUUUUAUAGGCAACGUUUUCCUAACUGAAGUAAUCUGACAAGUGCACCAGCUGCACUAUAGUAACGUACUGUACUGAUAUGUUUGUUCUGUUUGCAGAAGUUUUUCUCUUUCUGGGGGACUUCUAUAACCUGAAGUGAGUUAGACUGAAAUCUGAACGAGUUUCUGAUCUAUGCAGAGUUUUUAUGCCAAAAUAGCAUGUGUGGUGGAUGUGCGUUUUAGUUGCAUCUCUGUCUGGAUGCUUCCAUGGCUCAUGAACUUGAUGACUAGCUCGAAGAACGCCCUUAAAUAACAAUUCUGUUCUAAAGAUAGAACCCUGUUUUUGUAGUUGGCUAGAAUCUGCUUGUGUACUGGUUACGUAGCCAUGAUUUAGAAGCUGUUUUUAUGAUCCAUGUGAUCUCUGCUGAUUCACAUAUCUGUCAUGUGAUAACUGUAAACAUUUUGUGAUAACUGUGUGAAACAGCCAUUACAAGUUGGCAUCUUCAGAGUUCUCAUAUUUGGUGAAUAUUGUUUCUUUCAAUGGAUGUGAGCUUUUAAUAUUAUUUGGUAUUGCCCAUUUAAAGAUGUAAGACUGAAGUUCAGUGAAUCUGUUUUUGAAACCCUGAUCUCCAAAUGAAAUUUCUCUGAACUAACACUCAGAAUGACAUGGUCAUAUACUGAAUAUGACAUAUCUUAAAUUACAACUUGGAUUUAGCUGAGAGGGCAAAAGAGCUAAACUCAUGUUAAUACAAUUUAUAGCUAUAAAAUAAUUUUUAUUGUAUGAAUGGAUAAUUAAGUCAAGCCUAGUUUUUGAAUUUGGAAAUUGCCAGUCUUAAAUAUGGAAACUAUUGAAUAUGUAGAUGGGAAGUGGGUGUAGUGAUUAAACUGCUUGGAAUUGAAAUUUAUGUACUAUUUAUUCAAAAUGACAUUUCAUAAAAAGUAAUUUUAUUUGAUGUUAAACCAGAUUUUAAUUUAAGCACUGACUUGUUCAAUUUUUAGAUUAUUACUAGAAAACUCCCUCAAGUUACUAAAACUCUAUUUCCUUUAUUUUAUUCAAAUGUUUUAUUAUUUUGGUCCUGUUAUUGCUGAAAGCUCUAGAUAGCUCAUGUAUUAGGAUUCAAAAUGUGUUAUAAUGUGUAGGAACAGAUGCUUACUUUAGAAAUGAGCCUUUCCUUAUGCAACCUCUUGUAUAAUUCCUGGAUCUUGCUUUAAAUAAUGCCAUCCUGGAAUAGUGCCACAACAAUCUCAGUAGGUUGAUUGGAUGGUUCUUUUAUUCUUUCUUUCUUUCUGACUCUUUUUUGAAUCUGGCACCUCUGCAUAUUAAGAGGAUUAUCUUCUCUUACUACUGCUAUAUUCGUAUUUUCCACAAAUACAAAUUUGUUUGAAAGCUUUAUCCCAAAUUCAUAUGAAAGCAGUUUGGUUAGGAGUUAGGAUAAGAAUGACUGGGGAGUGUUAAUUCUAGAGUGCUGCUUCAGAUAUUGUAUCUUAAUAUUUGAUAUGGCAAGUACUUUUAAUGAGAAGUUCAUAGGAAUGGAGUACUUGUGGUUUUUCAAAUUCAAAACUAUUUGUCCCUCUUUUAAUGGUGAAAAUGCUCUAAACUUAAACCUGAAAUUGAGUCAUUGCUUUUAGGAUCCAGAUGAAAUGUCUUGGAAGUAUCAGUUGUAGUGAUAAGUCAGACUCAAGACAUUUUCCUUCCUAAGGUGGAGCAUCAAAUGGCACCCUCCCCAAAUCGAUAUUCGCGCUACUAAAAGUUGUAAGUUACUUGUAGCUCCUGAAGCAGGAAAUGCCAUAAGUGUACUUUCCUGCAGCCAGGCAGUCAAAACAGAGUAGUAAUGUCCUUUUCAUGACCCUUUCAGAACUGGUUGUCUGAGGUUAUGACGUCACUCUCCCUAAUAAUAGGUUGGCCUUGUCCAGUGGCUGGCAAUGCAAAACAUGCAAGCCACAUAUAGAUAACAAAAUGAUUGUAAUAAAGUUAAUUUCAUGUUUUUCAUUUUUCAAGGAGAAGCAACUUCCUUUUAUAGACAAACCAGCCUGUGAGAAAAAGACAAGCAGUCUAUUCAAAAUUGUAUAAAUUAGUAAUUUUUUUUUUUUUAACCUACAUGUGCAACUCCAACUUUUGAACAAUGCAGUCCAUGGAAAUUUUCUUUUGUUACUAAGUACAAUUAUGUGCAGCUCUGAACCACCUAAAUAACAUUGUUUUUUAUAACAUUGACACAUACACAUAUACAUGAACACCUUUUUUUUUUUUUUUACUUAGGUCAUCUUUUAAUUAGGAUAGAUGCUCUUGCUUAAUCCAGGUAUUGUGGCUGUUCGUUUAUUUUCAGCUUAGAAUCCAGUUAGACUUUCUUAACAAUUUUUUUAUCCCCCCCCCGCCCCCAAAUUCUUAGUAUAACUUCUCUGUUUUCAAAGAAGAGACAUGAGAAUGCACAGGGAUUAAUAACAGAAUUAACCCCAACACUCUCUUAAUUAAUGAAGGUUUCAUCUGUACUGAAUACCUUUGUUUCCUCAAGAAAAUAGUAUGCAGGUUUAUAGAGCAUGUUUGGUUAGGAGCCCAAAAGUCUAGCUUUAACCUCAGAGUUCUUUACUUGCCAAAAAUAUUGCAAAGAAAUAAAUGGCUUUAAUCUAAAUUUAAACUACACAAUUAAAGCCCACCUUCCCCUUCUUUUCCCUUUUUGCAAUUGUGAUUACUUGUAGUAAUCUAUGUACGUCUAUUCAGAUAGAAGUCCUGUGGUUUGUUUUGCUAUAAAUAACCACGUACAGGCUUACAAGCUCAAUGUUAUUAAUUAAGUCUCAUUAACUCAAUUCAUCAUACCCACAUGUACAUUUCCAAGAAUUUAGCCCAUGUGUCUGUUGUUGUGUAUGAAACACAGCAAUGUGCAUUACACCUUCAGUUUCUUCCUAUGAAGUACUUAUUUAAGAUCCUUGUGUAACGCAGAUACAGAUACAGGAUUCUUUCUCUGUAUACUUUAUGUUCCAUAACUUCAGAUACUUUGCACAGAAGCUCAGGAUCAUAAGACUGGGGAAGGAAGAAGGGAAAUGAUUUUAUAUGUGAGGUUUAAAGUAUUUGUGAAGUAAAUUUGGUUAGUUUUCACUGAUCAAAUUUAUUGAUCUUUCGAAAAGCAUGUUGCAUUUUUCUAAACAUUGGUGGGGGAGAUUUUCUUCUAAACUGAAGAAAAACAAAUACAAAUCUCAAUUUCAAGUAAUUUCAGUCUAAAUCUCUGAGAUUGUGAUAUUAAAAGGACAAUUAAAUGGACAAUUUGUAUUUAUAAACUAACAAGGGAAUUUGACCAAAACAUUUAAAACACUUUAAUGUUGAAAACUACAUUGUCAUGACGACAUGUUUGAUUAUACUUAUACCCAAAGUUCUGGACAGGAAACACAAGGUUGUUGUAGUGCUUGUUAAGAUGCGUUAAUGCUGCUAUAGAAAGGAAAUCAGUCUAUUAUUGAUACUGAAAAUGAGACAGAAAUUACUCUGCCGCAUAUUAAAUGCAUAAAUACAUAUUUAAUGGGUUAAUUUGACCCCAUGGAAGCAGAGAGAUUGCAAUGGCAAAUGACUUAUAACCAUUUCCCAGACUUACUAGAGAUGGGUUUAAUUUGUAUAUAAUACAACACAAUAAAUUUAUCAUAUUGUUCUUUUCUAAAACAAAACUAUAUUGCAGUUAUCUACAUUGAAACCUUGAUCAUAUUGAAAAGCCAGCCUGGUAAGUCCUAAAUAUAUAAUAAUAAAUAAUAAUAGAGAUAAACAAUAUAAGAAAUAUGCCGUGAGACCUUUAUUUUUGAAGGAAGAGACAAUUUACCAUAAUUUCAGGAACAUACAUUUUCCAUGACCCAUUAUCUCUAAAAUUCGUAAUGUGUGGGUUUGAAAUUUCUGUAUAAGAACAGAUACAUUUCAAUUCUGGAAUAUGUCUGUGGCUAAAAUAAAGGGUAAAACUUUGCAUGUUUCUUUAACUGUGUAAUUUUUAUUUAGCAGAGUUAGUCUAAGUACACAUGCACAUGGAUGGAUAUUUUGCAGUAUUACUUGGCGUGGGGAAGGAGAGAUCUGAAUUUGCAAGCUACUAAGGAAUUGUGUUAAUUCUGUGUUAAUAUAAAUAGACAAAGAUGAGAAAUUCUAAAUAAUUUACUAAGGGCUUAAUGUGUUGUUUCUGAAGUUGGGAUGAUACAUAGCUCCCCUAUCCAUACCACCUCGUAUAUGUGGCA